CGGGAAACCACACAUGCGCACGCACGCACGCACGCACACACUCAGGCAGACGGUGCUGUACUUGAGCUGCUUGGGACUGAAAGUGCGUCAAUAACAGCUCUGGGUUUUUUGUGACACCUCGCCAUGCAAAUAAGAGGUAACUGUUGAUAGACAGAUGGCUUUAUUCCUAGAAGGGACAGCAGCAAGCAGUGCCAUGGAAACGUCAAAUUUUGCUCAUGUCAUCUUUCAGAAUGUGGGGAAAAGUUACCUCCCUCAUGCAGCAUUAGAAUGCCAUUACACCCUCACACAGUUCAUUAAACCACAUCCAAAGGACUGGGUCGGCAUAUUCAAGGUUGGCUGGAGCACUGCUCGUGACUACUACACGUUCCUAUGGUCAUCUCUUCCAGAGAACUACACCGAGGGAACCACAGUCAACCGAUCUGUGGUCUUCCAAGGUUAUUACGUACCGAACGACGAUAGUGAGUUCUACCAGUUCUGUUAUGUUACACAUAAGGGAGAGAUCCGCGGGGCCAGCACUCCAUUCCAGUUCCGGGCCAACAGCCCCACAGAGGAAGAAUUGCUCACAAUGGAGGAUGAAGGCGGAUCAGACAUCUUGGUCGUCACCACCAAGGCCAGUUACCUGGAGCAAAAGAUGGAGCAAAUUCAGCAGGAGAAGAAGGAACUCUUGGAGAACCUGGACCUGCUGCAGAAAGAGAGGGAUGAACUGAUUGACGAGAAGAACAGUUUACAGAAAGAAUAUGAGCUGGAGCAAGAGAGCUGCGCACAGCUCAGGAAAGAUGUGCAGGAGUUUCAGCUCUCUGCGCAGAGCUUGCAUGAGGAAAGAGAGGAAGUGAAAAGGAGGAUGGAGGAGAGCACAGCACGACUCCUGCAGUUAGAGGAGGACCUGAUUGGAGUCACUCAGAAAGGCCUGCAGAAAGAGACUGAACUAGACUGCCUAAAGGAUCGAGUGAAGAAGUUAACUUUGGAGAAAGAGGCUCUUGAGUGUCAGCUGAAGAAUGAAAAAGAUGAGAAGGAGCUUUAUAAGAUUCACCUGAAGAACCGUGAGCUGGAGAACACUAAGCUUAGUGCUGAGCUCCAGAUGUUGAAAUCUGUGGAUGUGAAUAAGGAGAACACCAUUGCUCAGCUGAAGGAGGAGCUCAGUAGAGUCAAAGCCUGCCUGGCAGAGAAAGACAAACAGCACCGCCAGCUAAUGGCCAACAGUUCACCAUCGGGGGAAAGCAAGGCCCUUAGAGAACAACUAAGGCAGAAAGAAGAGCAAUUGCAGGCCACGCUGCAGCAGGUAAACAUGCUAUCGGCUGAGCUGCGGGACUCCUCCAACGCCCGUGACAGAGGCAUGGCAGAGCUCUAUCGGGUCCGUCUGGAGGUUGAGUCCUUAAAGAAGGGACAAGCAGAGGCCCGAGCUGAGUGUAGCCAUCUGGAAAAGCAGCUGGAGGAGAUGAAAUACUCCGCCCGGCAGGAAGAGCAGUGUAAGGAGUCGGAAGGGUCAGCUUUAGCAGAAAUGCAGAGAGAGGUUGAAGAUCUACGGCUUAGACUGCAAAUGGCCGCUGAACACUACAAAGACAAAUAUAAGGAAUGCCAGAAGCUACAGAAACAAGUGUCCAAGAUCACUGAGCAGCAAGGAGUGAAAAGUAGUCCAGGUUCUGAAUCAGCAACUGGUCCUUUGUCUGCCAGUCCAGAGGCGUCUGCGCCAGGAAGCCCAAGUACAUCAGAUGCAGUGCUUGAUGCCAUCAUCCACGGCAGGCUGAAAUCUGUAAGCAAGGAGCCAGACAAAAGCGAUAAAUACAGGAAAUGCAAACAGAUGCUUAGCGAGGAGAGAGAGAGAUGCAGCAUGAUAACCGACGAGCUGGCGAAGAUGGAGGUGAAGCUGAAGGAGCAGAUAAAAGCCAACGAGAGCCUACGAAUGCAGCUUGCUGCUGAGGAGGAUCACUACAAGAGCCAGGUGGCAGAGAAAGGCCGAGAACUCAAGGAGCUGAAGGACAGUCUUGUCAUGUUGACCAAAGAAAAAGAGAAGCUAGAAAGGGAGGUGCAGAGAAGUGUCAACAAGGAGGAAGAAAGAAAAAAAGAAGACGAUCUGGACGUGCAGUCCGUUUUCCUGCAGUACCCUCUGCCUUACCCUCAGGAUGACCCAUCUCCUCUGCUGGUGUCCCAGCGUCCCAGUGAUCUGAUGUUUGGGAACCCAUACUCUUCUACUGACUCCAGAGAUGGAGCCGAUGGAGAGUUCUCUGAUGACCAGAUGCCCCGACUCCCUCCAGUCGGACCUCCAUCCUGGGACAGCAACGUGGUCUGCAUACAGCCUGCCCGUAACCUCAGCCGCCCCGACGGUCUGGAGGAACCAGAGGAGCCACAAGCAACCCAAACCGAUGAUCAGCCUACAGCCAGUGACCCCACAGAAUUCCUCAAUGAAGGACAGAUGCCAUUUUGUUUUGAGCCCAGUGGGGAGCAGAAGCGUUGCCCGCUCUGUGAAGUCAUCUUCCCUCCUCACUACGACCAGUCUAAAUUUGAGGAGCACGUGGAGAGCCACUGGAAGAUCUGCCCCAUGUGCAGCGAACAGUUUCCUCUCGACUGCGAUCAGCAGCUCUUCGAGAAACACGUCCUUACCCACUUCGACAGCAACUUGCCCAACUUCUAGCAAAGACGCCGGCAGAGAGGCUGAAGAUGCUAACCCGCUUCACAUUCAGCUCAUUUGUGUUACUGUUUAACCAGCCACUGAAAACUGCAUGAUUAGCUUUGAGCAUUCGCCUGUAGAGAAACCAUUCUUUAUUGAGACAUGGGCAAAGUGAAGGACGCAUACUGUUAUGGAAUUCCAAGUGAGAGGGGGAUAUUGGUUGCGUUUUAGGGUCUUUAUUUAUGUCUUAUGUUUUAGUUAAGGGGAUAGUUCACCAAAAAAAAAUUCAAUUCUUCACAUUAGUUUCUUCUGCAAAAUGCAAAACAGAAGAAGAGUCAUACAGGUUUUGAAUGACAUGAUGUCAAAUAAAUGGUGGAACUUUUAUUUUUAGGUGAACUAUCCCUUUAAGAAUUACUUCUGUGAUUAGGAUCACACUAUUCCUUCUGGUUCACUACUCUCAUAUUGGCAGUUUGGGUGGUUUAGAAAACAUUAAGGAAGCUGAGCAUUCUGGUGAGAACUCUCUAUAGAUUAAAUCAGGUGGCGUAUAUUUUACUCUGUCAGGGCCAUGUAUGUGAUGAUCUAAGAGGGCGGUUCUUAUAAAAUGAUCUAUUUUAGAAUAAGCUUUUAAAGACAAACCUUGAUAAUCAAAAAAUUGAGUUAGUCUUUUUCUUUAUCUAUUUAGUUCACUUAAUUUUAAUUAAGUGCAUCACACGCAUGCUCAUGUUACCUGUGCACUGGAUCACAACCUUUUUGUUCCAUUUCUUUAGUUAAACACAUAUGGUCUCAUCUUGUGUGCGUGUGUAUUAUAUACCUAAUCUAAACCAAUAAAGAUUCAUUUGAAGCAA
Molecule: messenger RNA, 3450 nt
Organism: Triplophysa rosa
Lineage: Eukaryota; Metazoa; Chordata; Actinopteri; Cypriniformes; Nemacheilidae
Gene: tax1bp1b
Product: Tax1 (human T-cell leukemia virus type I) binding protein 1b
Exons: 18
Coding region: 155-2629 (824 amino acids)
Source: RefSeq, a predicted model, not a curated record